UCAGAGCAGAGCUGACCCGUCACACUGCUCAGAGACAGAAACACACUGAACUUGUGGAGCUCUUUUGUUACUCUCUCUCUCUCUCUCUGUGUCAGUCUCAGUGGCUAAAACUUUUCGCUCGUGUUUCUCGACGCGUUCAAACUUUGGCAGGCAUCUUUCUCCCUCCCUCCCCUCUUCUACUACUACCUCCUUUUCACUGCGUGCGUAAUGAGCCAGAGAGCUUUAGGAAACUUGUGAUGGCCAUGAAGAAAUCUCACUUUAUUUCUGACACCUGUUGCCGAGGACACCGCGCACACAGGCGUACAAAACAAGGAGCUCGUACCGCUGGUCUCUGACUUUGUUUCUACGUUACUACAUGAAGAGUUUGGAGGUUUGUGGGCACUGACUGGUCCUUGGCCCACCGGAGGCUGAGUUUUUACCUCCAUGCACUCCCAUAAAUCGACUUUUUGGACUCAUAUCGGGGCUUUUCGUGUUGCUUGAUCAGUAAAGUUUAAUCGAGAAGUGGAGGAAGUUUGUACCUGUGUCAUACAGCGAGAUCUCUGGAACAAGCUGGUCUGCUAUCUGCCUGGAGGUUUCCCCCCCCCCCCCCUUUUCCAUAGAAACAACGACCGGUCUGCAGUUUCCCAGCCGGGAGGAGAGACUCAUUUUUGGGACUUGAGCGCGUCAGAUGGUGGGGAGGAGAAACUUUUCUUGAAGAGCUCAGCAACAGCUAGAUUCAAGCUCCAAACAGCAGAGCACUUACACCGUCGGCUGUGCGGCGGCGAGCAUGGACAUCAGGCCUUUCCGGAGAAGGAGAACCGGUGUGGUUCGACAUCUGCUGCUGGCAGCCGCCUUCCUUGCCUGCAGCUCCCAACUGCUGCUAGUGGAUGCCAACUCAUGGUGGUCACUAGCUCUGACCCCAAUCCAGCGGCCGGAGAUGUACAUCAUAGGAGCUCAGCCUCUCUGCAGCCAGCUGUCUGGUCUCUCUCAGGGCCAGAGGAAGCUGUGCCAGCUGUACCAGGACCACAUGGUCUACAUCGGAGACGGAGCCAAGACUGGCAUCAAGGAGUGCCAGUACCAGUUCAGACAGAGGAGGUGGAACUGCAGCACGGUGGACAACACGUCUGUGUUUGGACGGGUCAUGCAGAUUGGCUCCAGGGAAACCGCCUUCACGUACUCCAUCAGCGCCGCCGGGGUGGUCAACGCCAUCAGCAGGGCGUGCCGCGAAGGCGAGCUCUCCACCUGCGGCUGCAGCCGGUCCGCUCGACCCCGCGACCUGCCGCGGGAUUGGCUGUGGGGAGGCUGCGGUGACAACGUGCACUACGGCUACCGAUUCGCCCGAGAGUUCGUGGACGCCAGAGAGAGGGAGAAGAAUUACCCGCGAGGCUCUGCUGAGCACGCUCGCACUCUGAUGAACCUUCAGAACAACGAAGCAGGGAGACAGGCGGUGUACAACCUUGCAAAUGUGGCGUGUAAGUGUCAUGGUGUGUCAGGUUCCUGCAGUCUAAAGACCUGUUGGCUUCAGCUGGCUGACUUCAGACGUGUUGGAGAGUUCCUGAAGGAGAAGUAUGACAGUGCGGCGGCCAUGCGCAUAGGACGCAAGGGCAAGCUGGAGCAGUUGGACAAGCGCUUCAACACCCCGACCCCGGAGGACCUGGUGUACAUCGACACCAGCCCGGACUACUGCCUCCGCAACGAGACCACCGGCUCGCUGGGCACGCUGGGUCGCCUCUGCAAUAAAACUUCGGAGGGCAUGGACGGCUGCGAGCUGAUGUGCUGCGGCAGAGGAUACGACCAGUUCAAGACCUACAAGCACGAGCGCUGCCACUGCAAGUUCCACUGGUGCUGCUACGUCAAGUGCAAGCGCUGCACAACGCUGGUGGACCAGUUUGUGUGUAAAUAGCACGCUGACGGAUGAUGGACGGAUGUAAGAGGAUGAGAAAGACAGUUUGAUGGAUGAUGGAGGAAGGAGCAUUUUCAGGGGUUUGUUCAGGAUAAUUCAAGACACAUCAGCUUCAUUUUCAGGCAGGCUUUCUUUUCUCCUCCAUUGUUAUUCAAAUCUCCCGGCUUUUACUGAUGAGCGAGUCGAUGGAAAACAAUGAAGAGUGUCUAUUCGCCCGUGUGUUUUGGACACCUCUGGGUCCAGAUUCUCAUCACUUCCUUUAUUAUAGCCUGAUCAAAACCCUGAACGAUGGAUGGGAUGGGAAAAAAAGAAAGGACAAAAAGAUUGGACUUGGAAAAAAAGGAACAAAUGGAUCCUGAAAAAAGGACACAUGCAGUUAGUGUGAAAAAAAGAUAUGAGAGAUGAAAUAAAUAUAUAAAUAAAUAAUAAAUAAACACACAGUGCUGAUUGUAAUUUAAAGAGACUCGAACAAACUGAAAGGCUCAGUUUGGUCCCUUCAAAGUCAUGUGCUGGGGGGGAAUCCUCACAAAUCAUCACAGUCCUUUUUGGAGAUUGAAGCCAUUCGAGCUCCAAGCGCUGAACUUUUGACCGCUUGACCCUGCAAGAGGAAUCCUCGCAUGUGUCAUUUGUGCUGAUGCUGCUCAAACAUCGCGCAGAGACCACCAGAAAUGCAGACUGGAACAGACGGAUGAGCGCGAGCCGGGGGGGGGGUAACUGUAAAACAACCAAAAUGAGACUGAAAAAUGCCAAUUUCACAAAUUAUUGGAAAACUCAAGCAUGGGGAAAUUACAGCUGUGUAGAAAUGUAAAAAAAAAAAAAAAAAAAAAAAGUCCAGGAAAAAACACUUAAUCACUUAAUGUUGGUGUGGGAAUGGGCCAAUAACCUACAGAACACUCUCUCUCCAUUUGUCUCAGUGUAAUUGCUCCUGUGAUUUACAGCACCUGGGAGAUGACAAGUGCGUCUGUUCCGCUUAAUGAAGCUCGCCAUUUUCAGGCCAUCUUGACAUUGUGCCGGCCGUUCAAACAAGCAGAUCACAUCAGCGGUCCAACUCCACGACCUUCAUGUGACAGUGAAGUGAGCGAAGCCUCCAUUAGUGAGAUUAAUGUGCCGUAUCUGCCUUAAUGAAGCCGCUCUGCAAGACACUGAGAGUGGACCUGCUCUUCUCGCAUGUUACGCAACUUGUUAAGUCAACUCAAAGCCAGCAUCUCAACAUCUUAUUAAACUGUCUUACCAUGAAUUUAGCAACUUGUAUGCUCUUGGUUGAGGAAUAUCUCAAAGUGUAUAAUGUAGCGCGACAAACAUGAAGAGAACUGAACAUGCUGCGGUGAAGUCAAUAUGAGAGUGUGUGGGGGAAAAAAAGAACAGAAAGGACUGCAAUUAAUUUUGUGCUACUUUAAAAAAAGGAAAAGUAGAUCAAGAACAGAAGGUAUAUUUUAUUAUUGUUUUCAUUCUCCUGUUUUUCUAUGUUUUAUACAUGACUAUUAUUGUGUAUUCUUUGAUAAACUAGUCUACAACAACC
Molecule: messenger RNA, 3401 nt
Organism: Labrus mixtus (cuckoo wrasse)
Lineage: Eukaryota; Metazoa; Chordata; Actinopteri; Labriformes; Labridae
Gene: wnt5b
Product: wingless-type MMTV integration site family, member 5b
Exons: 7
Coding region: 767-1882 (371 amino acids)
Biological process (GO): multicellular organism development; neuron differentiation; cell fate commitment
Cellular component (GO): extracellular region
Molecular function (GO): frizzled binding; cytokine activity
Source: RefSeq, a predicted model, not a curated record